Molecule: messenger RNA, 2789 nt
Organism: Xyrauchen texanus (razorback sucker)
Lineage: Eukaryota; Metazoa; Chordata; Actinopteri; Cypriniformes; Catostomidae
Gene: kctd7
Product: potassium channel tetramerization domain containing 7
Exons: 4
Coding region: 216-1235 (339 amino acids)
Biological process (GO): protein homooligomerization
Molecular function (GO): protein binding
Source: RefSeq, a predicted model, not a curated record
CGUACGCGAUUUGCGUAUGGGUUGUACAACGCGCAUACGGCACAGGAGUAGGCUCACAUCAACCUGACUAGCCUACAGACCAGCCACACCUCUCGCUUGGGGCGUUAUACUCUGCCGUCCUCCUGUGCAAUAACCUGGACAUCAUCACAACCCGCUUACGGUCUUUUUUGUGGGCCAGCACCUACGCUAUUAUAAAGCCUGCUGUUUGCGUGUGUAUGCAGCAUAAUGGAGCAGGCGAAACCCCAAACGGAGAACCACCUCCGCUUUCGUUUAGCGCAGCAAGUCCGCUCCAAAUGGCAACACCACGGGUGAGGAGGUUCACGCAGGAUGGGCGGACGGUCCCUCAGCCGAGAGUGAUGGUGGUAUUUUCGUCUGCGAGUGACACCGAGACAGAGGGAGAUGCGAUGUCGGGCACGGAUACUGGGGAGGAGGAGUAUCGCAAACCAGCCAUACCUGUCCCUAAUCUUAACCUAGGGAAGUCCCUGGGCACCUUAGACGCACCUGAGGAGUUUCCUGAGGUCAUCCCCCUGAAUGUAGGAGGAACAUACUUCACCACUCGGCUGUCCACCCUGCGGCGUUAUGAGGACACAAUGCUGGCUGCCAUGUUUAGUGGCCGUCACCUCAUACCACGGGAUGCAGAGGGUCGAUAUUUUAUCGACAGAGAUGGAGCAUAUUUUGGGGAUAUUCUGAAUUUCUUGCGAGAGGGUGAGCUGCCUCAGAGAGACCGUGUCCGUGCAGUGUACAGAGAAGCUCAGUAUUAUGCUAUUGGGCCUCUUUUGGAAAGCCUGGAAGACACACAGCCACUCACGGGAGAAAAAGUGCGACAGGCUUUUCUUGAUCUCAUGCCCUAUUACAAAGAAAAUCUAGAGCGCAUUGUGGAGAUCGCUAAACUCCGUGCCAUGCAGAGGAAGGCUCGCUUUGCGAAACUGAAGAUCUGUGUGUACAAGGAGGAGAUGCCCAUCACCCCUUAUGAAAGACCACUGUUUAACUCACUGCGAUUUGAGCGCUCGGAGAGCGAGGCCAAGCUGUUUGAGCACCAUUGUGAGGUUGAUGUGUCCUUCGGGCCCUGGGAGGCAGUGGCGGAUGUUUAUGAUCUUCUUCACUGCAUAGUGAGCGACCUGGCAGAGCGUGGCAUCAUUGCUGACCAGCAAUGCAUCGGUGUUUGUGACAAACACCUCAUUAACCACUAUUACUGCAAAAGGCCCAUCUAUGAGUUUAAAAUCACAUGGUGGUGAAGGGAAGGUGUAUUAGCAGGUCUUGCCAAGGACGAAAAUGCUCAAAGUCUGAGCAAGUAAGUGAUGCUUGCUGCUGUCUGUAGAUAUGUCAAACCAGCAAGGUCAUGAAAUUCUACUAAUGAACUAGAUGGAAGUUUUUGGGUGUUACUUUGGAAGUUGUUCUUUAUUUUUUUCACAGAACUGCAGUUUGCAACUCGAAAUGUACUUUAUUUGGGCAGCUUUAUUGAUCCCUUAGUUUUUGUAAGUAAUUAUUUCGUUAAGUUUAUUUAGAAUAAACCCUACAUGGAAUUUUUUUACCAGUUGUAGUUUGAAGGGGGUUUCUGGAAUAUUCCACAACAGUGUUUUAUGUUCUAAAUAUCUCUGCAAAGGACGUUUCCGUGAUGUGCAAUGAAUGUAUUAAUGGGUAGAUCAAAGGAAUCAAUCAACUGGACUUAUAAUGGCAAUUCAGAGAUAUGUCAUUGCUUAUGUUGUAUUUCUCAUGAAGGACAUUUUUUUUAAUCCCUUGCAGUAUUUUAAAGUGAUUAUUCUUAUUUGUUUUACUUGACUUAAAUGUAUAGGGCUUGAAAAAUAUUAUGUUCCCAGUAGAGAGCACUGUAGCUUGUGCAACCUUAAAAGAUAAAGGACUACAUUUUCAUCUGGAAUUUACAGCCCUAUAAAGCUUCACAUAAGGCCUUCUGAAAAUAACUGUACAUCACUUUGAUUAUCACAGAGCGCUUAUUUAUUCUACUAGGAAAGCACACCUUGUUUAUUUAUGUCAAAAGUAUAGAUAAAACUGAAACAUAAGGAGAGUCCAAAUAGAAAAAAUUCUAAAAUAUUUUAUUUUUAAGGACAUUAUAAGUUUAUGUACUCCAUAUUUAACAUCCUAAAUAUGAAUUGAAAGAAGCAGUUUUAAAAUGUUGCUAAAAAAGACUGUUAGGUGACUCAUUUCAGUUUAGAUUACCACUCACAAAUCUCACUUAGACUCUUCAUAUGUAGGCUAUUGGGACACUUUAUCAAAUAAUUUUCUGCUGCCAAUAGCAUUUGUUUAUGUUUUUUAAUUGCCAUAAACCUCUGCACAACAACUGCAUAUGCUUUACCAUUUUUGUUAUUUUGUCAUUAAAUAAAUACUUUAAAACAGUUUUUAGUUAGCUGUGAGAGCUUUCAAGGCUACAUAAAGUUGCAUGAGCUCUCUUCGAGUGUUUUGGCAGCAGAAUAAAUAAAUGCCAGUUAUUAUAAUGCAUCUGAUAAUCCUUACUGGGACUUGCCCAGUGUACUUUAUUUCGAAACUUUAAGUCUAAACCGGUACCAGUUCUCUGUUGUAUAUUUGGUGAAUACUUAUGUUUGUAUUGCAUUAUUGUAUUGCUAUGUUGUGCUGAUAAUAAACCCUAUAUUUUGCAAUUUAUUAAAAUGAUAUAUAUAGUUAUAAUCAUGUGUAUCAUGACUGGAUUGGACAGGACAUGAAAACGUAACUGAAACUAUUUUUUAUGAACUGGACACCUCCAGCUCAGCCGCCUUAGACACGCCCACGGAGCUCAUAGACCAGUUGCACACGGAUAUGACGUCAUUGUGAUUCUG